AUGGACACGAACCCCUACAGUUUUCGCGUCCCCAAGCCCAACUACCUGCCUCACAAGCUUGACGUCGACCCAGAUGAUGCCAUCGUCGACGACUACAACAUCUCGCUCGGCUUGCCCAGCGAGGCCGACAAUGCCAAAUUCUACAACAAAUGUAAACGCGCCGCCCAAGAGUCGGCCAUCACUCGCCCCAAGGGCUACACCGUCUCCUUCCACUGCAACCCGGACAUGGAGAAGCACCACUUUGGCAUGACGCAUCCCAUGAAACCGUGGCGGCUGACCCUCUCAAAAAGCUUAAUCUACUCGUACGGCAUGUCCUUUGCCAUGGACAACUACAUCGCCCGUGCUGCCACGUACGAGGAGCUCGCAGACUUUCACUCGACCGACUACCUCGACUUCCUCGGCACCGUCCUGCCCGAGCCCGUGCCGCGCGACUUGGAGAACCAGAACCCAGACCUCAGGUUUAACCUCGGCGGCUCAGACUGCCCCUUGUUCGAGGGUCUCUACGAUUACUGCUCCUUAUCUGCCGGCGGCGCUCUCGAUGCCGCAAGGAAGAUUUGCUACAAGCAGUCAGACAUCGCCAUCGCUUGGGGAGGUGGUCUCCAUCACGCCAAAAAGGCCGAGGCGUCGGGCUUCUGCUACAUCAACGAUAUCGUCGUUGCCAUUCUUCAGCUCUUGCGCUUCCACCCCCGCGUCCUGUAUAUUGACAUUGAUGUCCACCACGGCGACGGCGUCGAGGAGGCCUUCUUCUCGACCGACAGAGUCAUGACCGUCUCCUUUCACAAAUACGACCCCAACAACUUCUUCCCCGGCACAGGCGCCCUCGAUGACAACGGGCCCAAGAACGAGCAAAACCCCGGGGCUCACCACGCCGUCAACGUCCCGCUCAACGACGGCAUCACAGACGAGCAAUACGACAUGCUCUUCAACACCAUCGUUGGCAGAAUUGUCGAGAGGUUUCGGCCCACUGCCAUCGCCCUCCAGUGUGGCGCCGACUCCUUGGCGGGCGACCGCCUCGGCCGAUUCAACCUCCAAGUACAGGGCCACGGCGCCUGCGUUGAGUUUUGCAAAAAGAUGAACUUGCCCCUGAUUCUGUUUGGCGGCGGCGGCUACACGCCCCGCAACGUUGCCCGUGCUUGGACUUACGAGACCAGCAUAGCCAUCGGCUGCCAAGAAAAAAUCAGCCCAAUGCUCCCCCAGCACGCGCCGUGGCGUCAACAGUUUCGACAAGACACGUUAUUCCCGACCCUGGAGCAAAUCUUGGGCGAACCGCGACAGAAUCGCAAUCCCCAGAAGCGCCUACAGGACAUUGUGCAGCACGUCACGGAGCAACUUCGCUUCGUCCAGGCUGCCCCGAGCGUUCAAAUGCGAGACAUACCCCCGGACCUAGGUGGCCUUCGGGAGGACGUCGAAGAGAAGCUCAAGGAGCAACGUCUAGACCAGCUCGACGAGCUUCGUCGGGCCAAGGAGGCAGGGGUCGGAACCCCCAUGGAACUCUGA
Hirsutella rhossiliensis is the source of this 1497-nucleotide messenger RNA. RefSeq names its product histone deacetylase domain-containing protein. The record is from RefSeq and is a predicted model, not a curated record. Gene Ontology annotation, molecular function: histone deacetylase activity. The transcript has a single exon. Bases 1 to 1497 code for a protein of 498 amino acids. NCBI's taxonomy places the organism in Eukaryota, Fungi, Ascomycota, Sordariomycetes, Hypocreales, Ophiocordycipitaceae.